Molecule: messenger RNA, 372 nt
Organism: Miscanthus lutarioriparius
Lineage: Eukaryota; Viridiplantae; Streptophyta; Magnoliopsida; Poales; Poaceae
Source: the annotation of a GenBank genome assembly
AUGCAAGCACCAAAACAGCUAUCCAAUUUGGAGGAUCUGCAGACUCUUGAGACCGUGGAAGCGAGCAAGGACUUGGCUGAGCAGCUAGCGAAACUUACAAAACUACAGAGCGUGUGGAUUGACAAAAUACAUGCUGUUGACUGUGCAAAUCUUUUUGCUGCACUUUCCAUGAUGCCACUUCUUUCUAGCUUGCUACUCUCUGCAAGUGAUGAGAACGAGGAACUUUGCCUGCAAGCUCUCAAGCCAGAAUCUGAUAAACUCCACAGGUUGAUAAUCAGAGGGUGUUGGGCAGACAAGACAUUAGAGUGCCCGAUAUUUCUUGACCAUGGCAGAAAUCUAAAGUAUCUAGCUAUAAGCUGGUGUGGACUUUAG